UAUAUAUAUAUAUAUAUAUAUAUAUAACAGUGAUAAUCGUGUUUCGUGUAUAACGACAAUGGUGAACCGAUCGAAAGCCUCGUGAAUAUUGUGAUUAUUGUGAGGAUGAUACAUACACGUUUGUCUUAAACGAUAUUUUCGUGGCAGGGAUCAGUGUUAAUAAGUGUCUUUCGAACGUGUUUUUAUUUAAAAAAAGGAAGAAAAAGAAAAAGAAAAAAGGAAAGGAGGAAAAAGACAGAAGAAAAAACAGAUAAGUGUUGGUGAACGAAAACGAGAAAAUGUGCCGACGGGGUUAACGGUAUAUCAACGAAGGAUCGAAGUGAGAACCGUCUUUGUGCUUAGGAUAACGUUUGAUAGCAUUGUCGAUAGCUGUGAAAUCCACUGGUGAAUCCUUGAUAGGGAUGUUCAUUGAAAAAUAAUAAUAAUAAUAAUAAUAAAAGAGCAAAAAAUUUUGAAAAUAAAAAAAGAUUCCUUCUUGCUUCUCAUUUCGACGUAUAACGUCAAUGUGAUUGGAACGUUCGAAGAUUUUUAAGUUCGAAAGAAGAACAAGAAGAACAAGAAGAACAAGAAGAACAAGAAGAAGAAGAACAAAAAAAAAAGAAAAAGAACAAGAAGAAAGAAGAACUUUCAUUAUUCUUAAAGGAACAUACGAGAAGAGAGGAUUCCUUACUUGCCAAGUUGGCCGACCUACUCGUUGAUACUCAUUUCGAAUUCUAUAUUGGAAAAGAUUGAAGCAGACUUUCCCUGUGGAAAAAUAUUUCUCUCUCUUUCUUUCUCUCUCUCUCUCUCUCUCUCUCUCUCUCUCUCUAUCUAUCUCUAUCUAUCUCUAUCUAUCUCUAUCUAUCUCUAUCUAUUCUACCAUUUUGUAAUUUCAUGAGAAUUUUUAUUAGAACAAAUCGAUCUGAUCGCCCUACGAGAAACGCUAUAAUCAUCAAUUACGAUUACUAGCCUACCAAUCUUGAUCAAUAUUUGAUAUCGAUAAAAGAAAAAAAACGAAAAAGAAAAGAGAACGGGAUCAUCCAUUCGAUAUCCUAUUAUCAUUAUCGUUAUCAGGAUCGUCGUGUAUUAUCCGGAGGUGCUAAUGAAGGCAUCGUUGUUACGGAAGGGUCAACGAAAAGAGAAUAAUCGAUAAUUCUCGAUAUUCAUCGCAAAUCGUACGAGUUAUCUACACUGAUCAAAAGGAAGAACUCAAAUGAAUGAUAUUUUUAAAUAAACACUGCCAAAGAUGUCAAAUACGACAAUUCGACGAACAAAUUUAAAGUGAUAGCGAUUUUCUUUCGCUUCUUCGACAAAGAAAACGACGUGGAAGAACGAAAUCAUUGAAAUGAGCCUAAGAUAGUAUACAUAUAUACAUAUAUAUACAUAUGUUAUAUACAUACAUAUUUCUAUUAUAUACACGCGAUGUCCGAUAUGUGAAAAAGCCUCGGCCUUGAGGAAAAGAGAUGUCUACUUCUCUUCGCAUAUUCGUCACUCUUAUCAUUUCUUUUGGCGCCAUGGUAUCCUCUUCGCGAAACUUUCGUACCGACUUCUUGGAGGAAUGGCCUACACCAGGUACCGCGCCCAUUUUCGACUCUUCCAUGCAAUCGAACUUCACCGGCUUAGUGGGCAAAACCGUGCAUCUCGUCUGCAAAGUCAAGAACUUGGGAAACCGUACGGUGUCAUGGGUGAGACAUCGAGAUGUACACUUGUUAACAGUUGGUCGUUACACUUACACGAGCGAUCAACGUUUCGAAGCUCAACACUUUCCACAUACCGAAGAUUGGACUUUAAAGAUACGAUAUCCACAACGUAAAGAUUCCGGGAUUUACGAGUGCCAAAUCUCGACGACACCACCUGUAGGACGUACUGUACAUCUGACUAUAGUCGAACCAGUUACUAUCAUAGUCGGUCAACCAGACCUUUUCGUUAACAAAGGAAGCACGAUCAAUUUAACUUGCAUCGUUAGAUAUGCUCCGGAACCACCACCGAUGAUGGUCUGGAGCCACAAUAGCGGAAUUAUCAAUUUUGACUCGCCUCGAGGUGGCAUCAGCUUGGUUACGGAAAAGGGCCCCGAAACUACGAGUCGUUUGAUGAUUCAAAAAGCCGUUCCGAGUGACUCUGGGAUUUACACUUGUGAACCGAGCAAUGCGAAUCCGAGCAGCAUAAAGGUCCACGUUGUUAAUGAAGAGCAUCCAGCCGCGAUGCAUCAUGGUGAUGGGAGUUCUUCAUAUGCUACGACAAAACCGACUUGUUUUAUAAUUUUAAUAAUGGCCAACGUGAUGUUUAUAUGAAUAGUAAAUAUGAACAAAAUCGGAGAAAAUAAAAAUAAUAGGAGUAAGAAGAAAAAGAAGAAGAAAAAGGAGAAGGAAAAAAAUGGGGAGUGGGUGAACGUUUCGUUAAAAAAGAAAAAAGAAAGAAAAUAACAAACGUAACGAAAAAAAGUCAGAAAAACAUGUCGAGAGAUUUAAUUAAAGAAAUAAUAAAAAGUAUUCGUGCAGGGUAAAAAGCGAACAUUACCGUUUAAACGUUUACGACUUGUGACCAAAGUGUUUCGAAAAUAUCAGCACGGCACAAUAAUCGAUUAAGAGCGUAGUAUUUUGUUAAUAUACAUAUGAAUAAAUAAAUAAAUAAAUAAAUAAAUAAAUAAAUAAAUAAAUAAACAAAUAAAUAAAUAAAUAAAUAAAUAAAUAAAAUAUAUAUAUAUUAUAUAUAUAUAUCUCGUCGAAGAACGAAACGUAACUCAACAAGGCGUCAAAAACUUUAUUGUAUUAUUUGUAAAUAAAUUUAUUGUAUGUACAUAUCAAUAAAACGAUUCUCUUUAUCGUA
This is a messenger RNA of Vespula pensylvanica (western yellowjacket), 2805 nucleotides long. It is a transcript of the gene dpr8, whose product is annotated as zwei Ig domain protein zig-8. Lineage: Eukaryota; Metazoa; Arthropoda; Insecta; Hymenoptera; Vespidae. Gene Ontology annotation, biological process: synapse organization. Gene Ontology annotation, cellular component: neuron projection membrane. The record is from RefSeq and is a predicted model, not a curated record. The transcript is spliced from 7 exons. Bases 1443 to 2270 code for a protein of 275 amino acids.